CUCUGCAGAAUCCUCCUGGGGGGGGUUGUGAGCCCCCACCCCCUCAUCUCGCUCCCUCUCUCCCCCCGGCUCCUCCUGCGCUCGCCCCGGCUCCAAUUGUUGACAAAAGACGCUGCGAGACGGAGGAGGCCAGAGCCGGUGCUGGUGUGGCCGAGGUGAUUGGGACCAAACAGCAGCAGCAGCAGGCCGGUGUGAAGCGGACUCCCCCCUCAGUCACCUCCUUCCUUCUCCUCACCUCUUCUCCAUUAUCCGCUAAAAAGAAAAACAUCCUCCAGACGGGAAAUUCUUAGACAAAAGCGGAUGAUAGAGAUGCGAGUGUGAGUGGAAACGCCGGAGGAAGCGGCGGCGGCGGCGGCCUCGUGCGGCUCUGUUUAUCCCGGGAAUGGUGUGAGCUGAGGCGGCCGGGCAGUCUGGAUCUGACCGGGGACUCAUCGUUUCCCCGGAGCCUCCGCGGCUCCAAGCCGCGACCCGAGCCCUCCAAGAUGGGGAAGUGUGACGGCAGAUGCACGCUGUUAGUGAUCUGUUCACUGCAGCUGGUAAGAGAGCAUGCUUUUAUACAGAGGCGGUCCAAGGCUGCAUGGGGCCCUAACCCUAACCUGCACCUUUGGGUGGGGUGGAACUCCUUCAUUAUUUGUUUCUACCUGGAAGUGGGAAACCUGUCUCAGGACAGAGACUUUCUCAUGACCUUCAACACAUCCCUCCAUCGCUCCUGGUGGAUGGAGCACGGCCCCGGCUGCCUUGUGACACCAGUGCUGGACGCUCAGAUGGCCCCCGACGACCAUCACGUCAUCACGGUGUCGGGGUGCCUCCUCGACUACCAGUACAUCGAGGUGUUGAGUUCAGCCAUUCAGAUCCUUUUGGCUCUCUUUGGCUUCGUGUACGCCUGCUACGUGAGCAAAGUCUUCCAAGAUGACGAGGACAGCUUUGAUUUCAUUGGUGGGUUUGACUCAUACGGCUACCAGCCACCUCAGAAGUCCUCUCACCUGCAGCUGCAGCCUCUUUACACGGCUGGUUAAGUGUCUGUAGCGCCCCCUUGAGGCCCUAAGCUGAAGUUGUCACUGUGGAUGGAAAGAAAGCAGCAACAGGUCAUCAUGAGUCAUGAUUACACUCACUCUUUUGUGUCACAGUUUUUUACCCCGAGAAGAAGACUUUUUUUGAGCUCAGGAGGAGAGACGUGUUUAAAUGUUUGUGUCUGAAGAACGAGAAGGAAAUCAUCCCUGAAACGACCGUUUGCAGGAGCUCAGGGAAGAACCAGCAUGCUGGGUGGAAGAGGAGAGAAGAUCCCCUAAAAACUGCCAGCUCUAAAUGCUUCCUCCUGAGUGUGUGUGUGUGUGUGUGUCUGAUAGGAGAUGGUGCUCUGCGGUUGCACCCUGGACUCUAUGACCACUUUUGCGCGUCUAUAUUGGUUUGUUUUCUUGUUCGGGUGAAUUUUCCAGUGUAUGGAUGUUUAGGAGGGGCGGGGUCACAUCGUAAACCGAGGCAAGGCUCGUACCUGCUGUUGUUUUAGAGUGUGAUGUUAAGCUAGAGCAGUCCUGCAGUUUCCUCUUCCCAAAGCCGUCUUUCCUUCUCCCCACCUGCACACCUAAGAUGAGGGUGUCAACCACAGCUCAUGAUGAAUCAACCCUGCAUUAUUCUGUAUUUGUCUCCAUAAUAUGGAAUAUCGAUUCAAAAAGUAAUCAAAGUGGGAGGGCUGCCGUGCAAUAAUCUCACAAACUGGUGUUAUUUUCGGACUAAAAAGCAGCUGCUAUCCCUCCAUGCAAUGUCAUGACAAUAAAAGGUACCAAGCUCAUCAGUUAGGCAUUGAUCAGAUGGCUUUGGGAUGAGGCAUUAGUGUCUUUUUUUUAUUUCUGUGGGGUUGGGAAGGAGUAGUGUGCAUGUAAAUAACCAGCCGAUGAUUGUUUCGUUGGUGCCAUUUACAAAAAUAGGGGGUCACAUUAACGGGGGGGGGGGUCACAUACCUUUGUUUAGCUUCAUACCAGUUUCCCUUGUUCUCUCCUUCUGUAUAUACCCUCUUGUUUCCAUUUUUCUUUGGAGGAACUGCAGUAUUUCUCCUCUGUAAUACGUAGAAGACGUUAAACCGAGCGGCUCGUUUAUUGAUUCUCAUCAGAAAGACGCUUUGAAGAUUCUUUUUCUCUUUUUUUUUUUUUUGACAAUAAGUGAGACGGAAUGUGAGAAUAAAGGAGACGGGUAUGAGGUCCAGAACUUGAUGGGUGUAAAGUAAAGUUUGAAAUAAUAAAAGUACACUUUCUACUUUAAAU
Molecule: messenger RNA, 2258 nt
Organism: Cyprinodon variegatus (sheepshead minnow)
Lineage: Eukaryota; Metazoa; Chordata; Actinopteri; Cyprinodontiformes; Cyprinodontidae
Gene: nkain1
Product: Na+/K+ transporting ATPase interacting 1
Exons: 7
Coding region: 483-1016 (177 amino acids)
Biological process (GO): regulation of sodium ion transport
Source: RefSeq, a predicted model, not a curated record